UUGUAUCAGAUUCCUGAUCAUUCGCUAGGUAUUUCAAGAUUUCGUUCUCUCUCUCUUAUUUUGUUUUGUUUGGAUAUUAACAUUAAUGGCUUCGAUUCCGCGGUGGACGAGGUACGAUGACAAACGUUUUGAGAUAGCUCUGGCGCAAAUCCCGGAUAUUGAGAGAAUCGCCCAGAUUCUGCAUAAACCGGUGGAGGAGGUGGAGUACUACUACAACGCUUUGGUCUACGAUGUUGCGCUGAUUGAAUCGGGUGGGAUAGCUCUGCCAAAGUACGAGGAAGACUAUAACUUGCCACCGAAGAAAGCGACUGAGUCCAAAAGCCAGGGCAUUGGGAGAAAGAAGGGGAUUCCUUGGUCAGCCGAGGAACACAGAUUGUUUCUGGAUGGACUAGAGAAGUAUGGGAAAGGAGAUUGGAAGAGUAUAUCGAGAGAAUGUGUGAAGUCAAGGAGCCCGAUGCAAGUGGCAAGCCAUGCUCAGAAGUAUUUCUUAAGGCAAAGUUCUGACAGUAAGAAGGGAAAACGCUCGAGUAUCCAUGACGUGACUCUGGGAUAUGUGGACAACGUAACCGUACCUGGAUCCAACUUGAAUUGCAUGGGACACCAGCCACAUUUUGGUGACCAACUUCCUCUAGAUCAGUUUUACCACUACGACUCCCAGGACAAUAUUGGGCUUUUUGAGGAUGAUGAUGAUGGUAAGUGUUUGGCAAGAUUUGAAGAACUAUAUUACAAGCUUUGAAGUUGGAGAACUAUCUAUUAUAAGGCUUAUUUAAGCUUUUUAACGAAAUAUUUUGGUUUUAAGGUAUUAGAGUUUUUGUUUCUAGCCUAGACUUUAGUUGUAAAACAAA
Molecule: messenger RNA, 845 nt
Organism: Capsella rubella
Lineage: Eukaryota; Viridiplantae; Streptophyta; Magnoliopsida; Brassicales; Brassicaceae
Product: transcription factor MYBS1
Exons: 2
Coding region: 86-736 (216 amino acids)
Molecular function (GO): DNA binding
Source: RefSeq, a predicted model, not a curated record